This is a messenger RNA of Pocillopora meandrina, 1962 nucleotides long. Lineage: Eukaryota; Metazoa; Cnidaria; Anthozoa; Scleractinia; Pocilloporidae. The record is from the annotation of a GenBank genome assembly.
AUGAUUUCGAGAAGACAAAGCAUUGUGCUCAUCAUGAUUAUUUUGUGCUCUUAUACUCAAGCCAAGCAUGAGUGUCCGUUGCAAUGUGACUGUACAGAGGACUUCUCCAUCGUAGUCUGUCGAAGAAUGGAAAAAUUCCCCGUGUUCAGCUUUGCAUCAAACGUCAAAACUCUGUAAGUUAUACUUUCCAUUUUCCUGGACACGGCUACUUGAAACUUUAGUCGGCAUUCAAAUGAUAUACAUGAAUUCGCUAACAAAUAGUUUUUAAGAAAGGUUUAUUGAAAGAACCGGGAAUCAAAAAAGUAACUGUAUCAUUCCUAAAAAAAAAACAACAAAAAAACCAAAUCAAAUCGCUUAAAAGAUAAAAGGAACUGGGGAUACAAGGUGGGUUAGGGUGGGUAUGUCACUAGAAACACUUUUAUUUGCCUUAUUUGUUUGUUUGUUUUUCUGUUUCUGCAGGGAUUUGGCAUAUGGACAAAUCAAACACAUUGACUUGAAAGACGUGAGGGCUUACUCGAACCUGGAAAAAUUGUAAGAGGAGACAUGCUUCUUAGACUUCUAAGGGUAGAAACAACUCGAAAGCGUCGAGUUUUUUUUUCACAGUUCAAGAAGCAAACGUCAUUGAUUAAAAUAAGAAAAUGAACGUGCACAGCACAAUAUGUCCGUCUUUUACUUCGAGGUGUCUUCAACCCUGAAUGGUCAGCCCACGACAAAAUCGCUCCGGGAAGAAAAAUUCCAAAAUUUCACUAUUGUUUUGUCUAUCCUUAGGUAUGUUAAUCAUAAUCCCUUGGACUGCGACCACGAGACUAUCCACACGCUGAAACACUUGAGAGAAACCGCUGGAUUGAAAUCAUUUGACGGCCACAAAAUUAAAUGUCCACCAAAACUUCCAGUAAUGAAUGAUGGAUUCCACAGUAAGUUAAACCUAUAGCUUUUCGUUAUACAUGAGCCUUUGUUAUGAAAACCAUUUCAAUUCAAAUGCAAUUUUUACAUCAAACUUGCACCCCUUAUGAAUAAAAAAUCUUACUUACAUUUACCUAUGAAAUCACGAUGCAAAACUUUUUUACAGACCCCAAUCAUCAUGGACAUCAUCAUCCUUAUCACGGACUAACAGGAGGUGCACCUCUGAUUUAUUUCCAUCAUGGAAGUUUUUCUCCAUCGGCGAUGGCUGGUAUGAUUGUAGUCAGUGUUCUGAGUAUGCUCAGUGUGGCUGUUGUUUGUUGUGCCUUGGUUCGCUAUCGGCACAAAUUCUCCCGGUGAGUUUCCAAUACCUUCACGCCUUACAGUGCACAAGACUGAGACCUCGUUGGUUCCUAACACUUAGUUUUAAUUGACAGCAAUAAAACUUGACAAGAUAAUCCCCUAACUGACUUUUGUCUCUUUGCCUCCAGAGAAUCUAAGCGCCAAAAGUCGUCUCAUGGAGACUCCCUCAGCAACAUGGAGAAAGGAGCUGGGUAUGAAUUUAACACAACUGAACACUUGUUAAAGGAAGAUUCAAAGAAACAGCGAAAGAAAAAGAGAGGUUCCAAAGGAUAUCCCGAACGUGGUACAGUCAACAAGGAUGAUUCGUUUGUGGCGAAAUGUGUAGAUUAUCUAAAGGGGAAGAUGAAGAAACAGCAAAGAGGUUCCGAGGAAAAUCGUGAGAACGUGAAAUCUCAUAACCCGCUUUUGACGGAAGACAAUGGUUUGAACAGGGCUGUGGAGGAACAGGGAAGCAAUAAGAAAGGAACCGAAAACAAGUCAGACACUGUUAAACACAAGUUAAAGGCUGGUCCAAGGAAACAGCAAAGUGGCCCCCAGGGACACGCUAAAAAAGUGAAAUCUGAUGAGUCGCUUUUGGCAAAUAAGGAGGAUUAUCUGGAGAAAAAAAUCAAGACACAGAGGAGCUUCUCCCAAGGGUAUGCUGCGAGGACUGAAUUCAGUGACGAGGAAUCUGCAAUGGUGGAGAUCGACUUGAAUUAA